Messenger RNA from Olea europaea var. sylvestris, 1222 nucleotides. RefSeq lists its product as uncharacterized. The record is from RefSeq and is a predicted model, not a curated record. NCBI's taxonomy places the organism in Eukaryota, Viridiplantae, Streptophyta, Magnoliopsida, Lamiales, Oleaceae. Bases 169 to 768 code for a protein of 199 amino acids. The transcript is spliced from 5 exons.
UAGAACUUUCUCAAAAAGAAAAAUGUAAAAAGUCUUGGCUAGCGAUAACAUCACAACAAUGUUCCUCUCUUUUCAUUUUUCCUAUUCCAUAAACCCAAACCACACCAAAAUUUUACAUAUAUAGAUAAAGAUCCAAAACAGUUUUUUUUAUUUAUAUCCGGGUUGAAAAUGGAGGCGGGUAACGCGGGUUCGAAUGAAGAAGUACCCACUUCUUGGGAGGAGCUUUACAAUAUCAAUUUGAUUCCUACGGAGGUUUUCUUGAAGUUCAGGAAAGAAAUUCAGGGGUAUCGUGUUGGUGUUAAUUUGGAGUUGUAUAAUGCUACCAUGAAUGACUACCAUGCAAAACUAGUAUUGAAACCUUUAGCCUAUGAACGCCGGUGGAAGUUUAUUUAUGAGCCUUUGCAUCAGGAUGUGCAGCUUGUUUCAAAGAAGAUCCCCAUAACAAAAUUUCUGAAUCUUCAGGUAGGAGUAGGUCAUAACUUUCAGUUGCAUGCUACUGGUUGGAAAUGGAAGCUGACGACAUGUUUGGGUGGAGAUGGUGUAUCCAGGAUUCGGAAUAAAACGUCCCUUGGCUUGUCUCCAGGAGUGGAUUUCCGGUUUGGUUGGAGAGCGGAUUAUGUUCUUCCAGAAGUUACUGGGGCACUGGGCACUGAUGCACCAUUGUUCAACAUGAAUUCUGGACGUUUACAGGCAUCACUGGACAGAAUCGAGGCCAUUUUUACAAAUUAUGACACAACAAAACUGAUCCCUGAUACAGCUACCAGCUAGUAUCAGUUUUUUAUCCCAGUAAUGUUUUUACCUGAUGUAGGUUCGCUAUAUGUUUUAAAUCUUACUCUUUAUACUCAAUGGUUUACUUGUUCUGUUUUUUAUGUCGUUAUGUUAUGGCUGAGCGGGAUAUUGUUCCUUUUUGCCAGCAAUUCACUCCCAACCAGACUAAAAAAAAUGGGGAUCCAAUUGGAGGUGGUGGCAUAAAGAUUGUAAUCUAAGUUGGUUUCGAACAUUCUCUCUGUAUUUGUUUUUCGUAUCAACAAAGAGUUUGUAAGUGCUUGUCAAAAUUUUUGCUGUCUGGAUGCUUAAACUAGUUGGAGGAAAUGAUUUGAAAUAGUAAACUAUAAUGGUGGAUGAUAGAUGACUAUUUUAAUAGUUCUGUUUCUUGGUUUAUAGCCAAGAUAAGAGCACUAUAUUGUAAGGAUAGUUAUGUUCACAUAACAUUUUAAUUGCA